Molecule: messenger RNA, 4828 nt
Organism: Ixodes scapularis (black-legged tick)
Lineage: Eukaryota; Metazoa; Arthropoda; Arachnida; Ixodida; Ixodidae
Product: E3 ubiquitin-protein ligase MARCHF6
Exons: 23
Coding region: 143-3076 (977 amino acids)
Cellular component (GO): endoplasmic reticulum membrane
Molecular function (GO): zinc ion binding
Source: RefSeq, a predicted model, not a curated record
UCUUGUUUUAUUUUGGUAACAUUUAUUUGUGCGAGCGUGGGCUGAGGUACAGGCGGUCCAGGUAAACGCGGCGACGUCGAAAGCCGAACCGGAUAUUUCGACGUUAUUUACUUCCGACCGAGUGCUUACGUCACAUAACAACAUGGACGAUUCCCAGCUUCAAGAUAUUUGCCGGGUGUGCCGGUCAGAAGGAGCUCCUGACAAGCCACUUUUCCAUCCAUGCAUCUGUACUGGCAGCAUCAAAUAUAUCCAUCAGGACUGCCUUGUACAAUGGCUGAAAUACAGCAGGAAAGAAUACUGCGAGCUUUGCAACCAUCGCUUCUCCUUUAUGCCAAUUUAUUCGCCGGACAUGCCAAAGCGACUGCCGAUCCGGGACAUUGUGAGUGGGCUCCUGAGCAGCUUGGGCACUGCAAUACGGUACUGGCUACACUACACCGUGGUGGCCUUUGCCUGGUUGGGCAUAGUUCCGCUCACUGCCUGUCGCAUCUACCGAUGUCUCUUCACGGGGUCUGUCAGUUCACUGCUGACGCUACCUCUGGACAUGCUGUCCACGGAGAAUGUGCUAUCGGACAGCCUGUAUGGCUGCUGCAUCGUCACCUGCACCUUGUGCGCCUUCAUCAGCCUAGUAUGGUUGCGGGAGCAAGUCAUCCACGGGGAAGGCCCCGAUUGGCUUGAGCAAGAGCCACAGAACCAGGAAGGUCUCGGAGAGGCAGCGGCGGGCGGAGAGCACGGUCUGCACGAUGUGAAUGGCGCCCCAGGAGCACUGGGACCGGCGCCACAUCAUGCCGAGGACAUCCCGGCCGCGGGAGACGUCAACGACGUAAACAACGCCGCUCAAGAUGACAUCAAUUGGAAUCCUAUCGAGUGGGACAGAGCAGCCGAGGAACUCACUUGGGAAAGGCUCCUUGGACUUGAUGGUUCAUUGGUAUUUCUGGAGCACGUCUUUUGGGUGGUCUCGCUCAACACGCUCUUCAUCCUUGUGUUUGCAUUCUGUCCUUACCACAUUGGCCAGUUUGCAAUCCUGGGAUUUCGCUUGAAAAACUAUGUGACGGCAUCCCAAUUUGAGGGCCUGCUGACGACGCUGUGCGGCUACGUGAUUGUGGGCAUUGCCUUGGUGCUGCUGCACGCCUUGGCGUCUCUGGCCAAGCUGAGGCGAACCCAGCGGCUGUUGGGCCUCUGCUAUGUUGUGGUCAAGGUGUCUCUUCUCUCAGUGGUUGAAAUUGGCCUGUUUCCCCUCGUCUGCGGCUGGUGGCUCGACAUCUGCUCCCUCACGAUGCUGGACGCCACCCUCUCGGAUCGAGAGUCUAGCUUCCAGCUGGCUCCAGGCACAUUUAUGUUCCUACACUGGCUAGUUGGCAUGGUGUACGUCUUCUACUUUGCCUCCUUCGUGCUCCUGCUGCGGGAGGUGCUCCGGCCAGGACUCCUCUGGUUCCUCCGCAACCUCAACGACCCCGACUUCAACCCUAUCCAGGAGAUGAUCCACCUGCCCAUUCUGCAACACGUGCGACGCUUCCUCGUGUCGCUGGUCAUCUUUGGCACCACAGUGCUGCUCAUGGUCUGGGUGCCCGUGCGUGUCAUCCAGGCCCUUCUGCCCGGGUUCCUGCCCUACCACGUCAUCAUCUCAAGCGACAGCCCGACGCAGGAGAUCUCGCUGGAGCUGAUUCUGCUGCAGGUGGUGCUGCCCACCCUGCUGGAGCAGGGUCACAUGAAGCAGUGGCUGAAGGCCCUUGUGCGUGGCUGGUGCUUGUGCGUCUCGUACCUGCUGGAUCUACGCUCUUACUUGCUGGGUGACGUGCCCCUCACUCCCGAGGAUGCCUCUGCUGACGCCUCUGCCGACGCCUCUGCCGACACCUCGGCCGACACCUCGGCCGACGCCUCUGCCGACGCCUCUGCCGACGCCUCUGCCGACGCCUCGGCUGACGCCUCUGCCGACGCCUCUGCUGAUGCCUCUGCCGACACCUCGGCACAGGAUGGAUAUGCAACAGACCUUUCACUAGAUUCCGUGUCGACGGGAGAAACAGAGGCGGAGGCAAGUCCUGAAGUGGAUCCUCCACAACAUGUGCUCCAGGCCCUUGAAGAGCUUCUGGAAGAAGGAGCAGAAGAUGAGGAAGAGGAGGAGGAAGGGGAGGGAGAAGGCUUGCAGCCGGGAGUGCUUGCCGCUGCCCACCAGGCCCUGCUCCAAGGGGUGGGACCUUCGGGAUUCCAGGCAUACCGCAGGCCCCCCUGGUUCCCCGUUCGGGUGGCCUUCCUGCUGCUCUUCAUCUGCCUCAGCCUGACAGCCAUGAGCUUCUUCCUGCUUACUGUACCAGUAAGCAUGGGCCGGCUAGUGAUGCUGCUGCUGAUGCCCGGUGGCCGGGUGCACGAGUUCUACACUGCAGCGUGUGGGCUGUACUCCUGCUGGCUGGCGCUGCGCUGCCUCACUUUGCUCUGCAGCUGGCUACCCAGAGGCUGGAACACCAUCCUCACCAAGCUGCACUCCUGGAUGCUCAUUUCUGUAAAAUCGGCCGUGGCCAUGAGCCUGCUGCUGGGCCUCAUUCCUCUGCUGAUGGGGCUUCUGUUUGACCUUGUGGUCAUUAUUCCGCUCAGGGUGCCGCUCAACACCACCCCUCUCCUCUACCUGUGGCAUGACUGGGCACUGGGGGUCCUUCACACCAAGAUCAUCUGUGCCGUGACACUCAUGGGCCCCAACUGGUGGUUGAAGAGGGUCAUCGACGAGAUGUACCACGAUGGACUGCGUAAUAUCAAUCUGCACCUGAUUGUUGUGGAUUUGGUGACACCUGUAGUGGUGGCCCUCGGUCUGGCACUGGCUGUGCCUUACGUCCUAGCCUGCAGCAUUGUUCCUGCAUUUGGGGCCAUGGAAGAGACACAGAACCUUGUGCUUCGGAGGAUUUACCCUUCUCUGCUGGCACUGUGUGCCUUCACUGCGUUCAUGGUGUUCCAGGUGCGACAGUUCUGCCGACUCUACGAGCACAUCAAGAACGAUAAGUACCUGGUUGGCCGGCGUCUAGUCAACUAUGAACACAGACGACCUGCAUCCAGCUUUGCAACGUCGUCGGCACUGGCCAGCUCUUCCUAGGCCAUGCCUUCCGUGUAAAUAGCUCCCCUCCCAGAUGUGUGAAACAUGGUGAAUGUGCGUGUAAUGGUGUGUGCGUUGAACAUAUAAUGCAUGUCAACGUGAUAUGCCAUCUUGUGCUGUCCAUGUGGGAAAGCCAAUGUGUUGGUACUCGAAGCAAGAUCUCCGGAAGUGAGUUUGCGAGUGGCAUUCUUUGUUGGAAACAACUUUAUUCUGUCCUGGUUUGUUAGUAAUCCAUCUACAGAAACUGGCUUCUUCAGCUGUUGGUCAAGUUUCAGGCUUACCUAGUCUACCACAGAGUGUAUGCCAAGGUGUCUGUGAGAUGGAGUUGUUGCAAUUCAACAUGUCCAGCUCAUUGUGCGUGAUUUAAGGCUUACUUUGGACAUUCUGCAAGAAAGUCGAUGUGACAAAAUUGGUUUUACUAACAGGCACGAAAAAAGUGCAUUCCGGCUAUCUCUUUCUGUCCAGUUAAGGUUUGUUGUGUCAAAAUCAAAGGAGGUCGUUCACUGUGGCCAAGUUUGUUAAAUGCACUGCAUUUUUCCAUCAACAGUGUGUCUUCUUGGAAAGAAACUUUGAUAUCCUGUACAUUGUUCAAGUGUUGCAAGUUUGACAAGUGCAUGCAUGUGGGCAUUUGGGGUAUGUCUGUUUUGGUUGAACGGGACAGGUUGGUGCUUUAUAGAAGAAAAGAAUUGGUGUGAGUGUUGGUAACCCCCCCAAAUGUCCUUUCCCUGAAUAUGUGAAUGGUGGACAAGGCAGUGACAUCCCCAUUUUUGCCUACUCUAUAUUGUAGAAUUUCAGUGGUGGUGGGGCAAAGCGAAAUUGAGCAUGUGCUUGUGUGCCAACAAGUUUUCUCAUAGUAAUCUCGUUUGGGAUGUUUAGCAGGAACAACUUGCUACUUGCUUGGGGCAAAAUCAAUGCUUGCAGAAAGUAAUUAAUCUCCGAAUUUUAUUUUAUCUUUAGUUAGUAUUUUAAACUUGCUUAUGUUUCUUGUAAUCUGUUUGCACUGUUCAAUGACAAAAAAGUCUUGAGGUUAGCAAACUUGUUGUUUUCUUAAGUUGUAAAGAAAAAGGAAAUUUAGCAAAUGUUGCAACUGCAUUUCUCGCAAGUUCAAAGCUACUUUCUUAACAUUUCACUUCCUAGAGCCAAAAAUAUGAGACAUUCAAAGUAUAAGAACAGGUUUUGCAGAUAGUGAUCCUGUUCACCUUCCGAACACUAGCAUGCAAGUGCAGGAGUUUUAAACAUACAGUAUUUGACAGAAUUAACAGAUUUGUAUAUGUAGAAUAGGCAGACACUACAGAUGCUUUUAAUUGGGUUUUUUUAAAGGUUAUUUGUACAAAAUGUUUAAUUAAAACUGCUGUUAUUUCAGAUGUGUACAUAUACUACUUGUGUUGGGGGGCUUUCAUUGUUUCACUUGGGAAGCACUGUGGUGCAUGUGGUAGACUUGCACCAGCUAGCUUUGUAAAGCAGGCACAAGGUUUGUUGCACUGUUUUAAAGUGCUUUCUUGUAAACAGAUUAUCAGUUAUGCAAGUUAUGUUUGUAAAUUGGGAACCGAGUAGUCCUUCAUUUUGUUUUUUUCGGUUUCAUUUGAUUGGCAGAGUGACUGACACCUGUGUGGUGAAAUUCUUCUUUCGUUUCUGGACACCACAUUAGUCUUCUUUUUUUUUCUCGAAAAUGUUGUAGAGAGUACUGCCGAGUGGUGUACUAUUUAAAUAAAAAAAUGAAUUGACAUGGCGAAGAUGUCAUUGAACUUUGAA